ACGAAUUCGAGAUUCAUGUUAGAACCAGUUUCGCCAAAGCAGAACACGGUAUGUGGAUUUUUUGCGUCCAGCAUAUAUGUGAGACAAGUUGAGUACGUUUAUUUUCAUCGAAAUACUGGUCGCCAUGUCCGGUGCGACCUGCCCGAUGGUGUGCCGGGAGUUGCUUUGUGCUCAACGGUAUAUUUAAGAGUGGUUUCAGCGCACCGUAAACUCACUCGACAUCGUACCGUUCACCAGAAAGCUGUGUUCAACGGCUCGAUCAUGCACACAUCUGUAAAGUGUUUGACACUCCUGCUGGGGGUGGCAGCUGCAUCUCUUGGCCCUUUCGAAGAACUCUACACUUGGAAGCAGCUCGACUUUCAAUUCCCAACUUCCAAUGCUCGGGAGGCAGCGAUCGCCUCUGGUGACUUUGUUCAGAUCAACAACCUUCCGGUAGGCAUUGAAAUCUGGAAGGACAAGUUAUUCGUCACAGUACCGAGAUGGAAGAAGGGAGUUCCCUCGAAUUUAAAUUACAUCUCACUGUCGAACACAACCGGUAACAAAUCACCAGCCCUAACUCCGUACCCAGAUUGGGAGACGAACGACAUUCACCAAACCGGAAAAGAGUCCAUAGUCAACAUCUUCCGGCUGGCGGUGGAUUCCUGCGAUCGCUUAUGGGGUAUUGACGCAGGUUCCGACGACAUUCUGGGCGAAGGUGCCUUGGUAGCUCCGGUUCAGCUGAUCGUGAUCGAUCUGAAGACUGACCAAGUCAUUCGACGUUACCGUCUCACCGACGCUGACCAGAGGUUUGAGUCCUUCUUUGCCAAUCUGGUCGUCGACGUGGAGGCUGAUGCCUGCGAUCAGGCCUUCGCUUACGUCUCUGACCUCGGUGCCAACGGUCUGGUUGUCUACAGCUGGGAAAAGAACAAGUCGUGGAGAGUCGACCACAACUUUUUUGCGUUUGACCCUCUGCACGGUGACUUCAACGUCAGUGGAAUCAACUUCCAGUGGACCGAUGGGAUCUUCGGCCUUGCUCUGAGCCCGUUACGGAGUGACGGCUCCAAAAGCUUGUAUUUCCACGCCUUGGCCUCAAUCACCGAGUUCGAGGUGUCAACGACUGUUUUGAAAGACGAAGUACUGGCAACUUCGAACGGGAAUUAUUACCACUUCAAGAGACUCGGUUACAAGGGUGAGCUCAGUCAGUGUACGGCAUCUGUGAUGGACUGGAAGAGCGGAGUGGCUUUCUUCGCAGCUGUGAACAGAGACGGGAUCGCAUGUUGGAACACGAAGAAGUCGCUGGAUCAGUCCAGCUUCCGUCUUGUUGCCGAAGACCACGACGCUCUGGUGUUCCCGAACGAUAUCAAGAUCGCCCAAGAUACUAGACAGCUCUACGUUAUCUCCGACAAAAUGCCACUGUUUCAAUAUGCCAACAUAGAUCCUCAGCAGAUCAAUUAUCGUAUUCUCAAAGCACCCGUCGAUGAAGCGGUAAAGACUUGUCUGAGACGAAGAAUUCGGAGCACCAAACCUUCGCAGUACCAGUUCCACCAAGACCCAAAAUCGCGUUUUCCAAAUUAUUACGAUUAGACACCGGUGUUGGUUCUGAUCCAGUCGCGGUAGAUAGCGGUGCGAGCAUAGACUCCAGGGCUGUUGGAACGAGCGCAACCAUUACCCCAGGACACGACACCGAUGAGGCUGCCACCGCUGACAAGAGGACCUCCGGAAUCUCCCUGGCAUGCGUCACGACCUCCGGCAAGGUAGCCGGCGCAGAGCAUGUUGCUGGUGAUGCCACCCCAGUAGAGAAGGUUGCAGGUGGUUUGGGCAACAACCGGCACCGAGACCUGUUGCAGGACAGUAGGCAGGCUGCUGGCGCCCUCAGUCAUGGUACCCCAUCCAGAAACAACGGCAUAGACUCCACUGGAGACGGCUUGUCCCUGGGAGGGAAGAGCCACAGCCCGGACGGUGCUGCUCAGGGUGAAAGCAACGCUCACUCUGAGAAGACUGAUGUCGUUGUCAAUGGUCCUCGCGUUGUAACUGGGGUGGUUGA
This is a messenger RNA of Neodiprion virginianus, 2023 nucleotides long. RefSeq names its product protein yellow-like (gene Y-f). Gene Ontology annotation, cellular component: extracellular region. Bases 16 to 1563 code for a protein of 515 amino acids. The record is from RefSeq and is a predicted model, not a curated record. NCBI's taxonomy places the organism in Eukaryota, Metazoa, Arthropoda, Insecta, Hymenoptera, Diprionidae. The transcript has 8 exons.